UUGAACAAAACCACAUCCAAGUGUCUAGUUUACUCGAACUUUCCUGGAAAAUAAAAAGAAUCGGACCAAAUAAAGGAUCGCGACGCGACCCAUUACAGUUACAGUGUCGAUUCUUCUUCCUCGAAGUUGCGUUGACCCACCCUUCGUUCUUUCCUUUUCUGUCUCUUUUUCUCUCAUCUCAUCUCACACAACACCACCCAAAUAGAAACCGCGAAUUCCCUUUUGCAGUGUAUGACGAGCGCUUCAGAACUAUUCUACACCAGGAGACACCGAUUAGGUCGAAAUGAUAUCGAUUCAUCUUUCCAAUCUUCACCUACUCCCGAUUUCCAUCCCCACCGCAUUCACGAUUCCGACGAUGACGAUUCUCUCCGUAUCCGCCGCCACGUCCGCCGUCCCCGUCACCCGGAGCGUGCACCUGAUAGAUUUGAUGGGAGGUAUCGUCGGGCGCUAUUAAAUGAUAGUGUUGAUUCUGUAGAAACUGUGAGACGUGGUGAAAGAUUACCUGUAGAUGUGAGACUUGCGCGAGAAAGACUCCUUCAGAGGUUAAGAGGAGGAGGAGGCAGUGAAAGAUUACCUGUAGAUAGAAUCAGGCAAUAUGAUUGGAAUUCAUGGGAUGAUGAUCAAGAAAGUGAGUUAUCAAGUGAAAUUCCAUCUGUGGACUCUUUAGUUAAUGACUUGACUUCUCAAAUGGCAAGGUUCCGACUCUUGCACUCACCAACCAAAAAGCCACCCGGACUCACUCAGGAGGCGCUGGACUGUUUACAUGUUAAAGUUUUUAGCAGCAGUGAGACCUCAUCAGAAUCCAGGGUACUACAGGAUUGUGGGAUAUGCUUGGAAUCUUUCACAGACGGAGAUAAACUAAUCCAUUUGCAAUGUGGACAUAAAUUUCACUCUGCUUGUUUGGAUCCUUGGAUUCGCAGUUGUGGAGACUGUCCAUUCUGUCGAAGAUGUAUAGUUGUGAAUAGUCAGUCACCUUCCAUAAAGUGAAGCUAUGUAGUUUCUUGAUGAUUUUUGUUGUUGUUCUGUGACUGUAUGAAGGAUGCUGCAAUAGAGCUGGCAUUUUGUAGUGAUGUGGUGUUUUAUCUUGAAAUUAAGUAGUUUUUCUUGCUUUCAACUCUGUUGUACUCCCUAUAUGUGCCUUGUUCCCACGAAGGAGAGAUGGUGGAGUGAAGGAUACAUUUUUUAAAAGAAAGUGUCCGUUCUGUAUAUAUGACAGGAUAAUAAUAUCUUUAUAAUAGUAUAUAAAUUUUUAUUAUUA
This is a messenger RNA of Trifolium pratense (red clover), 1258 nucleotides long. Its product is annotated as probable E3 ubiquitin-protein ligase RHY1A. The transcript has 3 exons. Lineage: Eukaryota; Viridiplantae; Streptophyta; Magnoliopsida; Fabales; Fabaceae. Bases 232 to 987 code for a protein of 251 amino acids. The record is from RefSeq and is a predicted model, not a curated record.